CUCUCCAGGUGACCCCACCACCAACCCCCUGUGCCCCUCAGCCCCUCCAACCCCAAGCUCCCGAGCUCCCGAGCUCUCCGUCCUCUUUAUUUAUUGCUUGGCCGAUUCAACCCCAGACGUCACUGACGACGUCCGACGAUCCACGAUAGCUAUAACUAAAUAACAUACCUAAGAAUGGCCGAAAUGGCCUCAAGAAUAGCUGCAUUAAAAUCGCAACUCCCAGAAUUAGAAAGCGCAUUGCAUUCUUUCACUAAUUCCUCUUCUAAAUUCCGUAUCGUCCGCACCGUCAACUCCACUUCAACCCGACCGAAAACGCUCUACGUCCUGGAUUCCUCUUUCAACCCGCCAUCCAUUGCCCACCUUGCGCUCUCUGUUUCUGCUCUUUCAGAGCCCGCACCUUCAGACCCGAAACCUCAUCGUUUUCUGCUUCUCUUCAGCACACACAAUGCCGACAAAGCUCCAAGUCCAGCUUGCUUCACCCAGCGCCUCGCCCUCAUGACACUAUUUGCCGAAGACCUAUCCCAUAUCCUUAAGACCAGAUCAACCUCCUCAGGCUCCACUACGCCCCCGGAGGACAUUUCCAUAGACAUUGGCCUGACCACCGAGCCCUACUACACCGACAAAUCCCUCGCUAUCGCGGAAUCAGCUCCAUCACUCUACUCCACAAACCCCACCCAGGUGCACCUCGUAGGCUACGACACCCUGAUCCGCUUCUGCAACCCCAAAUACUACGGCUCCGUCUCGCCCCCCUUAUCAGCGCUCUCCCCGUUCUUCGACGCCGGCCACAAACUCCGCGUCACGGAGCGUCCCGCCGACUCGCACGACGAAUCCUCGAGCGCGUACGGCACGGACGCGGAGCAAGAGGAGUACUUGCAAGGGUUGAAGAGCGGCCGUCUGGAGGCGGAGGGGUUCAAGAGUCAAUGGGUCGAUCAGAUUCAGAUGGUGAAGGGGAAGGAUGGCGUGGGUAUCAGCUCGACGAGGGUGCGGAAGGCGGCGGAGGGGGGGAGGUGGGAGGAGGUGAGGGGGUUGUGUACAGAGGGGGUUGCGGAGUGGGUUAGGGAUAGUGGGUUGUAUGAGGAUGAUGCUAGUGGUAAGAAAAUGAUGGGUUGAGGUUUAGAUGUCGCCAACGAAAGGGAUUUCACAAGAGAUGGGUCGGGGCCAUUAGAGUUAUUGGAACACCUUCAUCGCUUUCUUUUUUUCCGAAAUUCGAUGAGGUAUGUAAGGCAAUCUUGCUGGAUGGUAGUUGAGUG
This is a messenger RNA of Aaosphaeria arxii CBS 175.79, 1250 nucleotides long. Its product is annotated as Nucleotidylyl transferase. The transcript has a single exon. The record is from RefSeq and is a predicted model, not a curated record. Bases 175 to 1110 code for a protein of 311 amino acids. Lineage: Eukaryota; Fungi; Ascomycota; Dothideomycetes; Pleosporales. Gene Ontology annotation, molecular function: nicotinamide-nucleotide adenylyltransferase activity; ATP hydrolysis activity. Gene Ontology annotation, cellular component: nucleus; cytoplasm.